AUGGGAAAUAGCGAAUCCGAAGCUCGUGGUCAGACAGCAGUUUCUGCUAAAGAGACCUAUGUGUGGUACAGAAAAUUUAUGAGGGAAUAUCCAUCCGGCCUGCAAACACUGCAUGAAUUUAAAACACUCUUGGGUCUGCAGGGUCUGAAUCCAAAGGCCAAUCAACAUGUUGAUCAAGUCUAUAAUACCUUUGACAUGAACAAGGAUGGAUUUAUUGACUUUUUAGAGUUUAUUGCUGCUAUAAAUCUAGUUAUACGAGGAAAAAUGGAGCAAAAAUUAAAAUGGUAUUUUAAGCUGUAUGAUGCUGAUGGAAAUGGUUCUAUUGACAAAAAGGAGCUACUGAACAUCUUCAUGGCUGUUCAGGCCCUCAACGGCCAGCAAACUCUGAGUCCUGAAGAAUUUACUGACUUGGUUUUUCAUAAGAUCGAUAUAAACAAUGAUGGAGAAUUGACGUUAGAAGAAUUUAUCAAUGGCACGGAAAAAGAUGAAGAUCUUCUGGAGAUUGUUUCCAAGAGCUUUGACUUUUCUAAUGUACUGAAAGUGAUCUAUAAUGAGAAACAGUCAGACACAGAUGGGAGGCUUCCUUCAAGCCACGUGAGAAGGCUGAUCUAG
Mustela lutreola (European mink) is the source of this 612-nucleotide messenger RNA. RefSeq names its product guanylate cyclase activator 1C (gene GUCA1C). NCBI's taxonomy places the organism in Eukaryota, Metazoa, Chordata, Mammalia, Carnivora, Mustelidae. Bases 1 to 612 code for a protein of 203 amino acids. The record is from RefSeq and is a predicted model, not a curated record. Gene Ontology annotation, molecular function: calcium ion binding; calcium sensitive guanylate cyclase activator activity. The transcript is spliced from 4 exons.